AUGAACGCGGUGGGGCUUUUAAUCGGCGCAGCUGCCAGGAGCUGCUGCUGGGCGGCCCCCCCAGGGCAGAGGAGGCACAAGAGCCACCUCAACUCGGUCUCCAUUUUGCAGCAAUUUUACAACCGACUGCCCAUUCGGAAGAGGUACAUAAAGGCGAUCAAGAAGGGCACGCUGGUCUGGGACAAGGGGCAGGUGAAAAUCCCGCCGCUCAAAAUCGAAGGGUACGACCCGCCCAAGAAGUGCCUCUCUCCGCUCGUCAAGAACAGGAACAACCAGUACCGCGGGAGCUUCCUGAAUUUGAGGGCCCACCGGGUGGAGUUCCAGGACUGA
Plasmodium vivax (malaria parasite P. vivax) is the source of this 330-nucleotide messenger RNA. RefSeq lists its product as hypothetical. The record is from RefSeq and is a predicted model, not a curated record. The transcript is spliced from 2 exons. NCBI's taxonomy places the organism in Eukaryota, Apicomplexa, Aconoidasida, Haemosporida, Plasmodiidae. The coding region runs from base 1 to 330 and encodes 109 amino acids.